Molecule: messenger RNA, 252 nt
Organism: Penicillium alfredii
Lineage: Eukaryota; Fungi; Ascomycota; Eurotiomycetes; Eurotiales; Aspergillaceae
Product: RNA-binding protein LSM5
Exons: 6
Coding region: 1-252 (83 amino acids)
Biological process (GO): mRNA splicing, via spliceosome
Cellular component (GO): Lsm1-7-Pat1 complex; U6 snRNP; U4/U6 x U5 tri-snRNP complex
Molecular function (GO): RNA binding
Source: RefSeq, a predicted model, not a curated record
AUGGCCUCCCAGCUUCUUCCUCUUGAGCUAAUCGACAAGUGCGUCGGCUCUCGGAUAUGGGUGAUCAUGAAGGGCGACAAGGAGUUCUCCGGAACCUUGCUCGGGUUCGACGACUACGUCAAUAUGGUUAUGGAAGAUGUCACUGAGUUUGACUACACCGGCGCUCAGAUCAAGCUCCCCAAGCUCUUGCUGAAUGGAAACAACAUCUGCAUGUUGAUUCCCGGUGGAGAAGGACCAGUGGCCAGCUCGUGA